Penicillium oxalicum is the source of this 303-nucleotide messenger RNA. RefSeq lists its product as uncharacterized. NCBI's taxonomy places the organism in Eukaryota, Fungi, Ascomycota, Eurotiomycetes, Eurotiales, Aspergillaceae. The transcript has a single exon. The record is from RefSeq and is a predicted model, not a curated record. Bases 1 to 303 code for a protein of 100 amino acids.
AUGAAAUUGUCACCUUUUCAGUCGUUCCACCAAGGGAUAGGGCUAAUGCUCUCUGAAGAUCCUUACAUCGACCUAAGGAAAGCUCCUGAUGCGCGAGACUUGGAUCUACCACACCCGGCUCUUUCGGACUGCCAUUACCGACUGGCCGAGAUUUUAAAUGCACCCGGGAUGGCGGAUUUUAUCGAUCACCAUCUCCAGGAUUGGGAGAAUUUCAAAGGCAUUUGUGAGGUGCUCCGCGAAGAUGGUGGUACUGAUGUGGGAUUUCUUCUCCAAGCUGGUCUGUUGGGUCUUGUCAUCGGAUAG